Anarrhichthys ocellatus (wolf-eel) is the source of this 8212-nucleotide messenger RNA. RefSeq names its product solute carrier family 35 member G2a (gene slc35g2a). Bases 351 to 1706 code for a protein of 451 amino acids. The record is from RefSeq and is a predicted model, not a curated record. NCBI's taxonomy places the organism in Eukaryota, Metazoa, Chordata, Actinopteri, Perciformes, Anarhichadidae. Gene Ontology annotation, cellular component: membrane. The transcript is spliced from 2 exons.
GUCUGAGGAGGAGCAUCUGUAUCAGUGCCCAGAGCGUGAUGGACGGGCGGCAGGUCGCUAUAAAACACACAUUGUCCUCCCGCAGAGCGUAAAGUUAGGUGACCGCAGGGUCUGGCUGGGCGGCGGAGGCGUGUCGCGUUUGCCCUUGAGGAGACUAUUGGCUGCCGCAGGAGAAAGCGGAGGAGAGGGUAUACUAGCAAAAGACGGGGGACGAACAAAUGGCCAACAAGAGGUGAUGGAUCUUUGGAGAUGCUCGGUAAAUGACUGAGGCUGACCGAGAGUGAAGUUCAACCCCGGCGAGAUCCGCUGUUUGCGGGAAAGCAGGUGUCUGUGGUCAUUGCAGUUUUAAAAUGGAGUCCACUCACCUCCUGAGCAGCUCGAAGAAGAGGGUAAAGAUCCACCCUCACACAGUCACAGCCAAGUACGCCACGCACACCCCCUACUCCCCUCAACCUGGAGUACACACACACUUCCCCCAGCCAGGGGACGAGGGCUACGAUGACGCUCCGUCUUUUGAGGACUUUGGCUCCUUCCUGGAGGAGACUUCAGACAAGAAACAGCUGACGGAGGGCAGGAAGUGGCCCCUGACUCUGUUUGGGUCCAAAGACAAAGACACGACUAGCAAACCUCAGGCUGCCGCAGGAGGAGAUGGCAACGAGGGGGGAGCCAGAGCAGCCAAGGGGGCUGGGAAAGGAGUAGGGGAACAGCUGGCCAGUUUCGGGGAGGCGUCUGUGUCUGCGUCUCGGCUCACCUGGGUCGGGCUGCUAGGUGCGGCGCUGGCGCACGGCUGUUUGAUUGUUUUGACCCGCGUGGCCUCUGAACGCUUCAGCCUGGGCCCCCUGUUUCUGCUCUUGGUUCGGUCCGUCGUCCAGCUCCUUUCUGUGGCCGUACCACUGCACAGGGGGGAGAACCCUUUCGGACCGGCGGGCUACCGUCUACGUCUGCUCUGUUACGGCGUCGCCUACUCUCUCUCCCUCUGCUGCGCCUACGCCUCCUUAACCUUCGUCUCUCCCGGAAACGCCACGACAACCUGGCGCCUGGCGACCACGGCGCUGUCAGCGACCCUGGCCUUCCUGCUCCUGGAGGAGAGGCUUGGAUUGGCUGAUGGGAUCACCAUAACUGCAGGACUGUGCGGUUUGGGGCUUGUGUUACUUCCCACAGCGGACGAGAGCAACUCAGAUUCACCGACUGACCCGGUCGUGUUCUGGAGGGGUGCGUUUGGUUGGUCUCUUUCAGCUCUUGCAGGGCUGUGGAUGGCUUUGGCACUGGUUGGGUAUCGCUCCCUGAAGGAGAGGGUGGGAGUGGGCACAGCUUUGUUCACAGUAAGCUGGACGGGCUGCCUGCUCGCCCCGGCCUCCUUGGCUCUGCUCCAGGAGGGCUGGUCCUGGCCUUUGAGUGCCCCAGCCUGGUGUCUGGUCCUGGGCCUGGUUGCAUGCUCGGUAGCAGCCUUUCUGGGGAUGACGCACGCCCUCACCCGACUCCACCCUGCUCUGGUCUCUGCCUCUCAGAGCCUGGAGGUACCCGUUGCCAUGCUGCUGCAUCUGGCGGUGCUGCCAUUGGCUCCCACCGCGCCGGAGGUGGUCGGGAACGUGAUGGUCAUACUGAGCGUCGGUUGGCUGGUGGCGAUAAAGCUGCUGCCAGCCCGUGGGGGAGGGCGGCGCCAAAGGGAAGAGUAUGAGGAGAUUCUGGACUCACCUAUCAAAUAGGCAUCUCUUCACACCUCCUCUUUGUCUUCCCCUGACUCCCUCCAUGAUGAGAUUGGUUCCGGUGUACAUAAGAGACUGCUAAAUGUUUAUUGGAGCUUUAUCGAUUUUGUAUUGCCGUCUUUGCUUUUGAGAAAGUGCCAAUAUUGUGUUGUCUGUUAAAGUGACUAUGUGAUGUGACAUUAAAAUCUCUCUGUUGAACACGAUGCAUUCCUGAAGCCACUCCUAAUUAGGAUCUCACCUCCUUCAGUGUGUGUGUGUGUGUGUGUGAGUGAGUGAGUGAGUGAGUGAGUGAGUGAGUGAGUGAGAGAGAGAGAGAGAGAGAGAGAGCGUAUUGGCUACAUUUCACAGGAGUGUCAUGUCAGUCACUUUUACCAGCCAGCUGAGGGUUUGCCAAGGAUUGAUGCCAUCUAUUUGGCUGCUGGCGAACGAGCGAGAAAACAAGAGAUGGGAGGCACGAGAAAGGAGCGAGACACAAUGAAAGGAAGAUAAAUGCUGGUAGAGCGAGAGAAGAUGAUGGGAUUGGCAGACAGAUAAGACGCAAGAGAGAAAGGAGAGUGAUGGCAGAUGAUGAAACAGAGGUGAAAGAGAAGGAGGCCGGGGUAGAAAGUUGGGCUGCUGGUCGCUGGGUAUUGUGCUGCGUGUCUGGCUAGCUGGCUGAUUCUGACACUGUUCUUUGUGUCUUAUACCUAAAUGUCAGACACAUAAGCACCGUCACUCGUCUUUUCUGGGCCUCUCCUCCUCUAUUUUACUCAUCGUUAGCCUCCUGCUUUCCUUUUCUCUUCUUUGUAUUUGUGUUAAAAAAUGAAUGAAGCGCCAACAUGAGAUGACACGACGAAGCUAUUGAAACUGAUUUAGUAGGAAGUCUUUGAAGUCUUUGAGGAAAGACACACACACACACACACACACACACACACACACACACACACAAAAAGGCAUGGGCACAAGUAUCCAUUCAUGCCAUGGUUGUAGGCCUUUCAUUAGAGAAAAAUGAUGUGAUGUCAGAAGGCUGGCCUAAUUAAAAUCACAUUUGGUUUAAAUAUGAUUUAUUGCUAUUUUAUUUCCUACAUUCGGUGGAAUGUAACGUUUUACAUUUAGUCACAAUCUGUAGGUACUUGUACUGUAUUUUACGUGUCUCAAUAUACUCUACUACAUUUUAGAGUAACAUUUAUUUGACAGCUAUAGUUACGAGUUUCUCUGCCGGAUAAGAUUUGACACACAGUUAAGUAUGAUGUUUUGUGACAGAUUAAACUACCUAAAUGUAUAUUAUAAUUAUAAUAAUUAACACAGAACGUACCUCCAGUCAAUAUCAGCCAUUGUGUGGUUCAGAACAAUGAAUGUGUGUGUGUGUGCGGUUGCAGGAGGGAUGGGCUGGCGGCAGUGUAAUAGCUCUGGCAGGGUUUCAUUCAGCAUAAACACUCUGAGCAUCGUAAGUUGUGGCCUCUUUGCAUCCAGACACUCUUAAAGCAGCUAAUGAGAGGGAGAGACCUGCCCAGAACUGAACACCAUCCAAAACCUCUGAGACACUUCCUUGUGGCUGUCGGUAUCUGCAGACACCACCACAACUACACAAACAUUGAGGUGGUGGUGUAAGGAUACAACACAUGCACUGACGAAUGAAAGUGUGGGCAUGGGUGUGAACAUCUGAAAAUGAGUUGAUUACUGCGUGGGAGGAGGGAGGAAACCGUUCCAGGAGGCUGAUUAGGUCGAUUAAUUCGUUUUUAUUCAUUACAGUGAAGCCACAACAUUUAUGGUACAUUUAAAGUCAUUGUCACCAGACAAAAACAUGCUCACAAGUAAAAAAGAAACCGAGUAUGUGCAAAAUCAUUACCACAGUCCCCGGUACAUCUUAUAUUAUUUUUUGCCUGUUGGCAAUUCAUGUGUCUCCUCUGUCCUUCCUGCCUGCUCCAUCAGUCUGCUCAGCUGCAGGUGAACCUUCUGCAGCUCUGUUGUUGCGGCAACCAGGGCCUUUUCCAUUGUGGCCAUGUCCUGCAUCUCCAGGCCAGAUGUGAAUGGCUUCAUUCCCAGGCCAAAUGCUGCCCCUAAACCCCCAGGUCUUGGUGUUGGUAGGCGCCCCAUCCCACUGCCUGUUGCUCCAGAAGGCACCGCUCUGUGGCCUCCACCUUCCUCCAGCCGUUUCAGCCGGGCGUUCGCCUCAUGGCCACUGUGCAGAAGCCGGUGCAACGUAGCGUUCAACCUUCUCUCCCUCUCUGCGUCCUCCUCCCGGAGCUCCAGCAAGCCUUGUUGCAGUCUGGCAUUCACCUGCUCGGCUCGUGCCCUGCAAGAUGACUCCAGGCUGGGUAGACACUGCUGGCAUGUCACCUCGGCCAGCUUGUCCAUCUGUGUCCUGAAAGAGACCAUACCUCCGCAGCAUUGCUCCAGAGACUCCAGCAGCAUGUUCUGCCUCAUGUUGGAGUCCUCCAGAGUGAUGAAAAGCUUGUCCCAGCGGGAGACAUCUGCAGCCUGGCAUGGUGUGGUUGGAGUUUCUCCUGUAGACAACAACCAGAGGGAUGCAUCAGUUAUAGUUGUGCAAUUAUGAGAAAUAAUGGGGACCGAAGGAUAAAGUAAAGGGAAACAAAAAUAAAGUUGGGAAAAUGCUUAUUUUCUGGCGGACCUAUGCAGUAAUUAUGGUGUAACGCAAUUCACAGUUACGAUGAAUGUGUUUGCCCUUUGCUUAUGGCAAACUGCAAGUUACUACCUAAAGUUUAUUUAUAUACAGUGGUUCCGCGUUAAAGAAAACAGUUACAUGCAGCAUCUAAUUUACUUGAGUAUAGUGUUUUAAAUUAUUUUGAUUUAAGGAUUUUAAUUUCAAAACGUUUUGUUAUUCAUCUCACUUAGUAGUAUUUAAAACCCAUAGCUUUGCUUGUUAAAGUUAAAAUGACCUGUGAGCGGACAUUGUAUUUAAUCUAUUUUGAUGUGAUCAGAGAGAGCAGAGAUAGUAUCUUCUGUCGAGGGUUUUACAUAAGAAAUGUACAAUGCAAGUCCCUUCUAUGAUCUGUACAAAAUUAUAUUUAUGUUGACUUUAAAAAAAAAAGAAGUAUAUAGUUAAUAGAAGUGGACCAACAAUACACCCCUGCGGGACACCUUUGCUUACCCUUCAAAACUAAUAAAUCAAAGUGUGAGGAUGUAUUCUUAAUCAAAGCAAAUGAGAUUUAUUUGAUUGGCUUAUUGAAAUUGAGCAUUUCAGCUGAGGACAAAUUCUUCACAAAGACAAAGCCAUCUGUUCAAGCAAGCAGGGAAUAAAAGAGACGAAAGUACCAACAAACAUAACUCACCGUCCUGGUGGCCUGGAGAGAUCUCGUUGUCAUAGUUGUCUGCGUAGUUCGCUUGAUACUCAAGCUCAUUCACACACAAGGAUGCACCCACCAAGCCAAGCACACACAGCACACGCCAGAUCCUGAACACAUGCAUGAUGAAGCUCUGAAUGUGUUGCUUUUUUAAAAUAUCAUGAAAGUUGUGUGUUCUUCACCCAGUUUUGCAGCUGCUCCCUCUUCACUAUAUUUAAAGUUCUUCACACUGAGCCAACUGUCGCGGGUGCUGGCUUAUAAACUCAGCGCAAGGGAAGGAGGGAGGUGGAGGAGGGUGGGACAGAGGUGGGGGUGCUGUGGAGGUUGGGUGAGUAAUGCUUCAGUGGAGGUAAUAUGUCAAAAGUCAAACUGAGUGGGGAAAUAUAGGGGCAUUAUGAGGAAAGAGAGGGUGAGUUAAGGGGCACAGGGAAAGCUAUGGUGAAUAGAAAGGGAUGGAGGGAAAAGAAAACUGUUGCUUAAAAUAACUGAAACAUAUGGAAGUAAAAAUAACCUAUCAUUUUACUUGAUUUGGUGCAGGCAGUAGCUUAUUAUGGCUUGUGUUAUAUAUUGCUGUAACAUAGAUAUUGUUAAGAUAUUAUAAGAUAUAUAUUGCUGUAUAACUGACAUAACUGGGGCAGUUUGCUGACUUGUACUGUUACAGUAGGUUUUUAGCAUUAUCCCAGAACUGGCUGCUGUUCAGCAGCAGCUAUGAAGACUCACUUAAGUAUUUUGAUUCUCAACCUAUCUUACAAGUGUUCGUCCCUACCUAAUUUCUUGAUAUAUUUGGGAAUAUUUGAGCUUUAAAAUCUGUCAAGGUUCAGCUUUAUUGUCAUUAACAAGAGGAUUGCACAAUGACACAUAGUUUUAGCGACACAAAUAGAAAUUGUAUAAAUAAGAUGAAGAAAUCAAAUUUAAACGGAGUGAAAAUUUGUAUUAAAAUAAAUACAGUAGUAGUUGUAGUAUAUAUAGUAAAUUAUUCUAUAUGUAUGUAGGACAUGGGUUAGGUAUAUACCAAACUGAUUUAAAAAAUGCUCUAUACCAGGCUAAUCAAUGGGCAAAAUCUAAUAAUCAUUGUCAUUGCAGGAAGCGUACAUCGCUGUGAGUGCCACUGGCCUCUACCGCCAUUGUUAACAUCAUAGUGUUCACAGGAUAUUUCAGUCCACACUCUCGCUCUAGGUCUGUCUGCCUUUUCAAGAUGAGCCAGAGUCACUCCCUGCUCCAUGCAUCAACACCAAAUCCCUUAGCCAAAAUAAAUUGCAACAUUGCAGAAUCUGGAUUAUAUUUUGAACUUGCAAUGACUAUGUUUUUACCACUUGAAAUUAAAUAUUGUUGCGAAGCAACACUGCAAUAUUUGCUUUCUGGCUGUAUUUUGUUGCCUGGCUCCCCUGUUGAUUAAACAUCCCAAAAGGAAGAAUUAGAAGGCCAAAUGAUUAUUCUUACAGACAGAGUGCUGUGGUCAACAGGUGUUGGGGUUAAGCAGCAGAAGUAUGACAAGUCAUGGUCAGAGGAAAAACCUUGACCUCUCUACUCUCUGCAGAGCUCCAGAUGGAGCUCCCCCUGCAGAUGUCAGCAAGUCUGCCAGUAACUAUGUAUGAUUUUCUCUGUUUGGCAGCUUGUAAUAGGAGCAGAGGGACUAAUUGGGAUGGAAGCUGGCAGGUUUAUCUCAGGAAAACAGAACCUGCAGAGGAAGAGAUGGACCGACAGAGAGAGAAAGGAUAGUUGGUGAGGAAAGCUAGAGAGGGACAGAGGAAACUUGCAUACUUUUUCCUUUCCUCAUUGCAACAUUGUGUGCAUUUCCCUGGCCCACUUCCAUUAAAUUCAACAAUUAUGAUCCCCUCAAGAAAGCAAUACACUUAUAUGAUCUUGCAGUUGUGAUACAGGUGUCAUACAAAAUUCAGUUUAUGCAUGUCAGAAACAGUUGGUGUUUUCAUCUUUUUCCUCUAUGAAAGUCGGAUUUGAGGAGAGUAUCAGCACAAAUUCUGUUCAGAUCGGAGAGAAGUAGAACAGAUCAUGUCGUCUGGUUUGUUUCAAUGAAACCAGAGAUGUCAGGGAAACUGGGACAGUGGGUGUUAUCAGCAGAACUUCAUAGGCUAAAAUAUAAAACACCAACAGGACUUUAAUUUUGAAUAAACACAUACUAACACUAACUCAGCAAAGUUCGCUAACAAAAGCCAGUUUUAUGAGAACAGAGUGUAUCCUCGUUUUAUACCCAAUAUGUAGAUGGGGAGGAGAGGAAACCAUGGAGAUAUGAUUAGAAAACAGUGUACUGCAAAACAAUAGAGCUAUUGUAAGAAUAUAACAGACUUCUAUGUUUAAAAAUAGUGUAUGGUAAUGUUAUAGCUUACUGCUGUACUAAAAACUGCAGUGAGAAACAGUCAGGAUUCAAAAUAAUAGCUACCUGACCUAAGAAAAGCCUUUGAUACUGUGGACCAUGCCCUGCUGGUUUCGUAAUCAUCUCUCAGGUAGGACUGAAUGUGUCAAAGUCAAUGGGCACAGUUCAAACGGACUUACUAAAUGGAGUACCUCAAGACUCUGUGCUUGGCCCACUUUUCUUUUUUCACUCACUACCAUUUUUCCCUACUAUCACUCAACUCAAACACGUGCAGCAUGCAGAUAAAUACAAUUUGAUGUUGUUUUCUAAUCCUAAAAGGUGGCCUGUAGAUAUUGUGGUCAAUGUUAAAGCUAAGGGGAAGAGAACAGAAUGUCCUGGUUACAAAUAUCAAGGUAUUUGGUUUGAUAAAGGUAUUCUAUUUAUAGACGGUGUAGUGAAAACUCUGGUAAAUGACUCCCUGAUCUGUUCAGCCUAUACCAUCAGCUUUAUUUCAGUUUUACUACCUAUUUUAUGUAUUGUUUUAUCUGUUGCCUGUGUUUCUAUUAUUUUGUCUGCAUUGUGUUGUUCAGGUAUCGCUUGCAAAAGAGGUUUCCAACCUCAGUGGGAUUUAGCUGGUUGAAUUAAAUACAAAAUAAUAUACGGUACCUGCCCAUAGAAAUGUUAUCUGUGUCUGUGCCCCUCAGGUAGCAGACAGAACAGAGCCAAAUAUAAUUACAAACAUCCCAAUUCCCUUUAUCUGCUUUCCUAACUCACUCAUGUCAACCAGACCUGCAGAACAGUUUCCUUCCUGUAUCACACAAGAGCACACCAUCCAGAAAAGACCAGAGAGAGAGAGAGAGAGAGAGAGAGAGAGAGAGACAGAGACAGAGACAGAGAGAGAGAGAGAGAGA